AUGGCGUCUUCUUCAACUUCAUUUAAUCAAAAGAGCUUUAAGUAUCAUGUGUUCUUGAGCUUUAGAGGAGAAGACACACGUAAGACCUUCGUUGAUCAUCUUUACACUUCUCUUAAGCAAAAAGGUAUUCACACCUUCAGGGAUAACGAGGAACUCGAGAAAGGAAAACGGAUCGAUAAGCUCUUCAAAGCCAUUGAAAAGUCAAAGUUCUUUAUCAUUGUUUUCUCCAAAAACUAUGCAUCUUCUUCUUGGUACCUGGAGGAACUUGCGAAGAUUAUAAAGUGUCAAGAUGAGAAUGAUCAGACUGCUUACCCACUCGUUUAUGAUGUGGAGCCCAGCGACAUCCGCAAACUAAGUGGGCCAGUUGGAAGAGCAAUCACCAAACAUAAGACUAACGAACAGAUUAAGAAAUGGGUAAAGGCUCUGGAAAGUGCAGGCAAUCUGGUUGGGUGGGAUCUGAAAAACAUUGCUAAUGGGCAUGAAGUUGAAGCCAUCAAAAGAAUUGUUAAAGAAAUUUCACUCAAGUUAAGGUCAAUUCAUUUGAGCAAUGAUGAAAAUGUAAUAGGCAUGGACCGCGGGAUGCAAGAUAUGGAAUCGGCUUUGGGGAUCGGUUUGAAUGAUAAAGCGCGCAUGAUAGGGAUCAAGGGGAUGGGAGGCAUUGGGGAGACAACUUUAGCCAGAGCUAUUUUAGAUAAUGUAUCUGUUGAACACGACUCUUUAUGUGGGAAACAACAAUACUUUUAUUAA
Messenger RNA from Lactuca sativa (garden lettuce), 747 nucleotides. Lineage: Eukaryota; Viridiplantae; Streptophyta; Magnoliopsida; Asterales; Asteraceae. The record is from RefSeq and is a predicted model, not a curated record.